CGUAUAUAAUACACGCCCUAAUGGAGGAUUUACACGGUGACCGGCUUUAUCAGUCGAGAAUUCAACGGAAUUCAACUGCGGUGGGUCACCACGCUAGUUGAAUUCGCUCGAAUUGACGUCGACUGGAAAAACACGCAAGCACGUAACGAGAACAACAGUCCGAAAAACUGGAGCGGAAUUCUGCAGGCGUGUGUAAUGAAUUGUGUUUUAAUUUUUCUCCGUGUGUCCAAGCCGAAUCGAGAGUAGAGCGAGGAGAAAGCUUUGGCUUUUGACAGCCGAUCGACAGUCCGUACGAAUGCGAAUGUUGUAUCAAACUUUGUGAGUUUAUCUUUCGCACGCAAUCAUGUCGGGAACGCUGAAACCCUAUCUGACAGCAGUCAGGCGUACGCUCACAGCUGCCAUGUGUCUGGAGAAUUUUUCCUCCCAAAUUGUAGAAAGACACAACAAACCUGAAGUAGAAGUAAGAGCGAGCAAAGAAUUGCUGCUAACACCUAUCCAGAUAAGUAGAAAUGAUAAGGAGAAGGUCCUGAUUGAAUCUAGCAUUAACAGUAUGAGGAUAAGCAUUGCUGUCAAACAGGCGGACGAUCUGGAAAAGAUUCUUUGUCACAAUUUCACAAGAUUCAUGACAAUGAGAGCCGAACAUUUUAUGAUACUUAGAAGAAAGCCAGUAGAGGGCUACGACAUUAGCUUUUUAAUCACUAAUAUUCAUGUUGAGCAAAUGUACAAACACAAGAUAGUAGAUUUUGUUAUUCACUUUAUGGAGGAGAUCGAUAGAGAAAUCAGUGAAAUGAAGUUGUCGGUUAAUGCCAGAGCUCGCAUUUGUGCGGAGGAGUUUUUAAAGAGGUUUUAGUGCAUUCACCACGUACUAUUCCCGAUGAUCAACGAUUAGAGGAGUGCAGGGCAUAUAGCGAAUUGUUUAUUUGGUGUGUCAUUGUACCAUCGUUGAUAAUCUUUAAAACCACCAAAAAAAAAAAAAAAAAAAUUAGGAAAAACAUUUUUAUAAAAUAUCCAAUGAUAUAUGUGUCCUUGCCCACACGACCCGUUAAAUCGUUCCGUGUUAAAUAAGGAUAAGAUGAUACGAAAAAGAGACUUGAUAAGAAUUCAAGCAAUAUUUAUAAGAGAGAAAAUAUUGCGCAAUUUUUGUUGAAACUGAAUUUUAUAUGUUUGCACACAGUGAAACAUAAUGUUUAAAACAGUAGAAGAAAAUGAAAUAUUUAUUCUGUCCUGAUGUUUUGAGUACGGAAAUUUUUUUUUUUUAAUAUCAGAGCAUUUGACACGGAACGAUUUAAUUAUAUUGUUAAAAAACUGAGAUUAAAAUCGAUAUACACAUAUAAAACCUCUAUAACUGAUAUCCCUGUUGCUGAUUACAUAAUUUCUCGAUCACAGUAUUACAUGAUUACGUAUCGAAUUUAUAUAAUCGUUAGCUAAAGUUUCUAUUGUGAAAAAAAAAAACACCGACUUGAUUGAGCGUUUGUACCUUCCGAAUUUAUACAUGUUUUACAAAGUUUUAUAUAAUCCAUCUUUUCUACAUUCUCUACUUGAAAAACAAAAACACAUUCGUAUAUUAGAUGUAUUGCGCACGAAACAUGAAAGUUUUAGUGCAAAAUUCGUUCCUCCUCAAAGUUUGAGUCAUAAAAACUUUACGUGUAAUACAAUAUUAGAUAAUUCAAUAAAAAAAACAAAUACGCUCUGUU
Molecule: messenger RNA, 1694 nt
Organism: Pseudomyrmex gracilis
Lineage: Eukaryota; Metazoa; Arthropoda; Insecta; Hymenoptera; Formicidae
Gene: Arpc4
Product: actin-related protein 2/3 complex subunit 4
Exons: 4
Coding region: 344-850 (168 amino acids)
Biological process (GO): actin filament polymerization; Arp2/3 complex-mediated actin nucleation
Cellular component (GO): actin cytoskeleton; Arp2/3 protein complex
Molecular function (GO): actin filament binding
Source: RefSeq, a predicted model, not a curated record